UUUUUUUGCUCCCUUGUUCUGAUUCCAGCGGGUCGUCUGUCUCACUCUGUGAUUCUGUUCGAAUCGUUGUUUUUUGCCACGUCGGCCGCCGUAGCGCUGAAAGACUACACAUCCCAUCUCAAACAGAGGGAAUGUAGGGUUGUAAUAUUAACAUUUGUAUGCAUAAAAUAAGCAGAAUUGGAGAUACAGAGUACACUGAAUACAACGAACACCCGGAAUGAAGCUAAAAGAAAUUCAAAGGACAGCCAAUCAGGCAUGGAGCCCUGCAUCCCGGCAUCCUACCUACUUAGCAACAGGUACAUCUGCCCAACAGCUAGAUGCAUCUUUUAGUACAAGUGCAGCCCUGGAGAUUUUUGAACUGGAUUUCUCAGAUCCUUCACUAGACAUGAAGUUAAGAGGUUCCCUUUCAACCACAAACAGGUUUCACAGCCUGAUCUGGGUGAAUUUUGGAGCAGUCACAGCAGGAUCCUCAGGGGUGCUUGUGGGUGGGGGUGACAAUGGUGCUGUCACUCUCUACAACCCAAUAAAGAUACUGGCUUCAGAAAAAGAGGCCAUCGUAGGACAAUGUGAGAAACAUACAGGCCCUGUCCGGACCCUUGACUUCAACCCCUUUAAGAGUAACCUUUUGGCCUCAGGAGCCAAUGAUUCAGAGAUAUAUAUCUGGGAUCUGAAUAACUUUAGUAAUCCAAUGACACCAGGGGCAAAGUCACAACCUCUUGAAGACGUCAGUGUUGUUGCCUGGAAUAGGCAAGUGCAGCACAUCCUUGCUUCAGCUCACCCCAGUGGUAAGGCAGUUGUGUGGGACCUGAGAAAAAAUGAACCCAUCAUUAAAAUCAGUGAUCACAGCAACAGAAUGCAUUGCUCUGGGAUGUUGUGGCACCCUGAAGUGGCCACUCAGCUGGUGUUGGCAUCAGAAGAUGAUCGUCUGCCAGUAAUCCAGAUAUGGGACCUGCGGUUUGCCUCUUCCCCUUUAAAAAUUCUAGAGAACCACACAAGAGGUAUUCUGUCUAUUUCCUGGAGCCAGGCUGACCCAGAGCUGCUGCUCAGUAGUGCUAAAGACAACAGGAUUUUGUGCUGGAACCCAGGAACGGGAGAGGUGAUUUACGAGUUGCCAACAAGCAGCCAGUGGUGUUUCGAUGUCCAGUGGUGUCCCAGGAAUCCCGCCAUUCUCUCUGCUGCCUCAUUUGAUGGUCGGAUAAGCAUUUACUCAGUAAUGGGAGGAAGCCUAGAUGCUCAAGGACAAGGCCAUGUUGAUAAAAUCUCUUCCUCGUUUGAUGCCAUGGACCCUUUUGGAACUGGGCAGUCCCUCCCUCCUCUGCAGGUUCCUCACAAGGUGGCCCAGACGAAAGUCAUUCUUCCUCUUAAAAAGCCUCCUAAAUGGAUCAGGAGGCCUGUGGGGGCAUCAUUUGCAUUUGGAGGGAAGCUGAUAACCUUUGAAAAUCCCAAACCUGCACAACAGCAAGUACCACAGCCCAUUCCACGUCACGUGUUCAUCAGCCAGGUUACCACAGAAACCGAGUUCCUCCAGCGCUCCAGCGAGCUGCAGUCAGCACUGCACACUGGAAGUUUCUCCAGCUACUGCCAAGCCAAGAUUCAGAAGGCAGCAACAGACUCUGAAAAGAACAUCUGGAGCUUCUUAAAGGUUAACUUUGAAGAUGAUGCUCGCAGCAAAUUCUUAAGACUUCUGGGAUACAGUAAAGAAGAACUGGAGAAAAAGAUUGCCUCUUGCUUAGGAAAAAGUCUACAUCCUAACAGUCAUGGGGUUGAUGCUAAUGCUCUUGCAGAAAAAAUGCAAAUUUUGUCUGCUCAGAGAUCGGAUGAAUCCAGUGCCACAGGGGAUACUUCAUCAUCCCCCACAUCCUCAACACAGUCUGACUUUUUCAGCAAUCUUCCCAAUGACAAGCCCAAAUUUCAGAUUUCUACAACCACAAAUACCGAUGGUCUGAUCAGCCAAGCACUCCUAGUAGGUAACUUUGAAGGGGCUGUCGAUCUCUGUCUUAACGAUGCCCGCUUUGCUGAUGCUAUUAUCCUGGCUAUUAGUGGUGGAGAGGAGCUGUUGAAGAAAACCCAGCAGAGAUAUCUAGCAAAGCAGAAAACCAGCAUUUCAAUGCUUGUGUCCUCCAUAGUUAACCGAAACUGGACAGAUAUUGUACAGUCAUGUGACUUAGAAAACUGGAAGGAAGCCUUAGCUGCCCUCCUGACUUAUGCACGUCCUGAGGAAUUCUUGAAGCUGUGUGAUAUUCUGGGGUCUCGUCUGGAGCGUGAAGGAGAAGAGAGGAUGUGUCUUCGGGCCUGUCUGUGUUACAUCUGCUCCGGGAACGUUGAGAAACUGGUUGAAUGCUGGGUACUGAAAAAUGAAACCUCAUCACCUUUGGCUCUAGAAGAUCUGGUAGAGAAGGUGAUGGUUUUACGCAAAUCGAUUGAACAGCUUCGUGGUGGCGAUGUGGCAACUCGGAGCACUGUCCUGGCAGAGAAACUGACUCAGUAUGCCAACCUGUUAGCAGCUCAGGGGAGUCUUGCUGCAGCCAUGAGCUAUCUGCCUGCAAGCAGCAGUCAGUUGAGGGACAGGCUGUUUCAUGCUCAGGGAGAGGCUGUUGCAGGUCAGCAACCUCCUCCCUUCCCUUACAACAGAGUCCAGGUGGGGAGAGGUGCCCGUCCUGCCUCUACUGCAGUUCCAACCCACCAGCCGGGCCACAGAACCCAGCAGCAGAUGCAACCUUCAGGGCUGCCUCCAGUUUUCACUCCACAGCCAACGACAGACUCCAUGCCUCGCUCUGGUAUGCCAGCCAUUUCCCAUGGACCUCCAGCAGGCAUAUUCUCCAGACCACCAUACCCUCAACAUCCUGCCACUGCUUCAGCAUUCCCUCAACCUCAACCUUUCAGUCAGCCAGGAGGGCCUCCAAGUGGACAAGCAGCUUUUCCUACCCAUCCUCCCUUCCUGGCUUCCAGUCUAUCGGGACCUGAGCCGCUUGCAGCACAGCCCAGUGGCCUACCGUCAAUGCCUGGCCCCACAAUGUCAGGGCCUACCUUUAGGCCUGCCUCUGUUCCCUCUUACCAGCCCUCUGGUCCUCUCCCGCCAUCUUCCCAGGCUGCUGGUCUUCAACCAAUGUUCCCAGGCGGUGCUCGCACUCCGACCUCCAUGCCAGCCUCACAGCCUCCCACCACCUACCCACUGGGACCAGGGUACCCCCAGGGUGGCCCAGGAGCUCCUGCCGCCAAGACCUUCGCUGCUGCUUCUUUUCCUCCCCCUCCCACAGGAUACUUUCCUUGGCUGGAAAAUCGUUGUGGUGAUGAUGAAGGCUCUCAAGAAGGAUGGAAUGAUCCUCCCAACGUGCGAGGAGGGACGAGGAAGAAAAAGCUUCAUGAGAGCUACACCCCACCAGCCCCCAUCACAGCACCUGUCAUGAACCUCUCUAUGGAACACAAAGCACUCCAACCUCAGGCCUCUCUACCUCAGGAAACUAUUCAGGCGCCACCAGGUGCACCUAUAGAAGCCAAUAUCCAGACUCUUCAUCAACUACCAGCAGAGAAGAUUGCAAAGAAGGAGAUUCCACAAGAGCAUCUGGUGUUGAAGACGACCUUUGAUGGACUGGUGCAGCGCUGCCUCCUAGCUGCUGGUGACCCGCAAACGAAGAGAAAGCUUGAUGAUGCUUCCAAGCGGCUGGAAUACCUCUACGACAAGCUGAGAGAGCAAGCGCUUACUCCUAACAUCCUCGGGGGACUGCACGAGAUUGGACGCUGCAUUGAAGGUCGAAACUACCAACAAGCACUUGCAGUCCACACUCAAAUUGUUAGCAGCAGCAAUUUCAGUGACAUUUCUGCAUUCAUGCCCAUCGUUAAAGUGGUAAUAACAAUUGCUAAUAAGCUCAGUAUCUGAGAAUAAGGAGGCAAAAUAAAACAAUGCAAACAGCUGUGACGUCCUUGCAGUAUUUCAGUGUUUACAAAGCUAUAUAUAUUUGACGGUUGUAUAUGGUUACUUAAAAUUUGUGCUGUUGAAGUUAUUAUAGAAAUGAAUGUAAACUACUGUAAUUACAGCAAACAUUCAGUUUGUAUUGUAAAAUAAGUGUCGGCUUCUAACUGGAGCACCCUUUACACACUAAAUAAAUACUACUCAAAACGGGUUACAUACUAUUUUAUGUCUGUUUAUGUUUAGAAAGUACUCUAGAGAAUUUCUAAACCUGUAGCAAACAGUUGUAAGGUGUAUGGUUUUAAAUGAUGCACACAACAUUUAAAUAAAUGGCUAAUUAGGAGGCAUUGGUUGGGAUAUAUUAUACUUGGGGCUUCUGAUUUUCGGUUUUACAAAAAAAUGUAAUCGGUGGAUAGUCGAUAAACAACGGAAAACACCGGAAAAACUGUGGAAAUGGUUAAUCUAUUCACGUUUACUUUACCCUUUUCCCAUAAAAAAAAUAAAAUAAAACCUACUACAAAAAUAAUAAUAAAUACAUUUCACAGUGCUGCUGGGCAAUGUCCCGCCUUCCUGACUUGUAUCUAUCAUUGAUUCGUUCUGAAUACUUUAAACCCGCCCCAACUACUGAGUGUCAGCACAUUCCUACAUUUCUAUUGGAGACUCCGCUUGCAAGAUUUAAAAUGAGAUUACAAUCAGGAUGGAGGCUUGUUAGCGGAAUUUAAAGCUGUAUUACAGUUAAGAUACGGAGGAUUUAAAACAGAAUUGUGGCGAAAUGUACAAAAAUGCCUACACACAAAAACCCCAGAAGAAUGAUCCCGUGACCAUAGGGAUUUCGUUGUGGAAGACAGCAAAGGAAAGAAGGUACAACUUAAGUAUGCAAGUAAUGUCGAAAUUACUAUACAUAUUUUGACACAAAAAAAAUGCUGAAGCAUUUUGGAAAGUAACCGAUAACACUAAUUUCAUACAGUAUAUAAAAAACGAAGGCCCCGAAAAAAAAAUUCUGAUUUAUAUAAAACUUGAAAAUAGCUAAAAAUAAGCACCGAAAUAUACAAUUAAUAAAACCCGAAAAACAGAAUCACUAAUUAUGCUACACUUACAUUCAAGCAUCUUAUGACUUGGAGUGCAAAUUUUACUGUUUUCUUUGCUGUGACAAUACUAAUUGAAUGCUGUAGCCAGCUCUUGGUAACAGUGUGCAAGUCAGAUUUGUCUAUGGAAAGGAAACCUUUAUUUAUUUCCUUAUUUAUUUUAAACUGCAUUCCUUUUCGACAUUAAACUGUGCCUUGUUUGCUUCAGUUUGUUGUAUGAAUGUGCUGUUAAUAAAAUUAAAAACAUAGCAGUCCAACUGAAACCUCAGCAUCAGAGUGCUGAACACAAUUGUUCUUUCAGUACGUUUCAGUCUUUCUUCAGUAGCCACUAUAGAUAACAGCAAGGGUUAUUAUUCAGAAUAUCACUUAACAAUGAACGUCACUCAAACAGCUAAAUAUUGUCGUGAGGGUUUAUCUACAUCAGUGUGUAAUACUGCUUUUUGGAAGUCCCAACUGGUGUUUUUUUUUUUUUUUUGCUUCCUGCAUAACUUUUUUUCUAUUUUUCUGUUGUUCUCUGCUGUCACAAUCUAUUAAAAAUAUUGGGUAAGUGGAAAAUGCUGCGUACAAUGAGGAGAGUAAUAUUAGUGAAGCUAAUUGCUACAGCAGCACAUUUAUAUUUGCUCAUUGCACCAAAACUAGGACGACUUAGCAGAGUCCUGUGUCAUACAUAAAGGUAAACAUUAUUAUCUGCAUAAUCAACAUGAUGUAGGCAUCUUUUAUAACAAACAUCAAACACAAUCUUUGCUUGGAUGCUGUCAAUAAAAUCUUAAUUUUA
Acipenser ruthenus (sterlet) is the source of this 5767-nucleotide messenger RNA. Its product is annotated as protein transport protein Sec31A-like. NCBI's taxonomy places the organism in Eukaryota, Metazoa, Chordata, Actinopteri, Acipenseriformes, Acipenseridae. The transcript has 27 exons. Gene Ontology annotation, molecular function: structural molecule activity; protein binding. Gene Ontology annotation, biological process: endoplasmic reticulum organization; endoplasmic reticulum to Golgi vesicle-mediated transport; COPII-coated vesicle cargo loading. Gene Ontology annotation, cellular component: endoplasmic reticulum exit site; COPII vesicle coat. The coding region runs from base 218 to 3877 and encodes 1219 amino acids. The record is from RefSeq and is a predicted model, not a curated record.